Messenger RNA from Nerophis lumbriciformis (worm pipefish), 389 nucleotides. Its product is annotated as transmembrane protein 233. Gene Ontology annotation, cellular component: membrane. The record is from RefSeq and is a predicted model, not a curated record. NCBI's taxonomy places the organism in Eukaryota, Metazoa, Chordata, Actinopteri, Syngnathiformes, Syngnathidae.
AUGGCUUUGGGAGUCCUCAAUCCACCCAUGAAGAGUUCCCCCCGGGAGAGUGAAUGUUUAGACAGCAGUUCCACGGAGGAACCGGAACCGGAACCUCCACUGAAAAGCUAUCUUAUUUUAAGCAUGUUUACCUGCUUGUGUCCUGCUUACCCCGUCAACAUUGUUGCCUUGGUCUUCUCUCUCAUGUCUCGGAGCAGCUACUACAACGGCGACUAUGACGGCUCUCUGCGGCUGGGCAGGAACGCUCUCUAUGUGGCCAUCGCCUCCAUCUUCAUCGGCCUCCUCAUCAUCGCCAUCAUCUGCGUCCUCCACUUUACGCCCAUGUAUCACUGAGAGAAGAAGAGGAAUAUAAGAUGGAACAAGACUUACGUUUGGAAUGAACUGAAUGG